UUCAAUCCUGCUGCCUUUUGAGUUUCUGUUAUUUAUACAAUUUAUUUUCAUUUCUCUGUGGCAGUGUGAUAUUCAGAAGUGUCAUAAUACAAUUUCAUUAGAUGUUUUUUUGAGAAUGAGCGACGCAGGUCCGGAGCGCGAUGAUCCUGUGGACGGUCCGGAUAUGAAUGAGGACGAUGAGCCUGAUAUAAGAGAAUUAGAGGGGGAAAGUGAUGGCGAUGCUGGGCAGUUGUCCCCACCCUCAGAGAGACGCUCACCAAGCAAGGAUGGUCCGCGGCCAAAGACUGAAGACGACAAUGACUUUCUCAUUCUUGAUCCAAAUCACCCAAUGGUCCGGAGACAACAAACUGCACUGAACAAGCAGCUGAUCAAACUGCUGGAGAUUCUCAACAUGGCGCUGAAGGAAGAGCUGGCCCUGGAGAAGGUGGACACCAUCAACGACGAGGAGAUGGGCGCAGAGAAGUUCAGGAUUCAGAAGCUGUUGGACAGAUCGAAAAAUCGGCUUGUGCAUUACCAUCAGAGCAAAGUCCAAGCUGAAUUAAAUCGUCGGGAAGUUCAAGAAGCACUGGAGACCAUGAAGGAUUCAGUUCUCACUGGCCAAGUCAUGAGUGCGAGAGAAAACGAGUCCAAACUACGCAAAGAGAUGGAAAACCUGACGCUGCAGCUCAUGUCCACACAACAAACCAGUGACGAGCUCCAAUCCAACGUCAAGGUCUUGAAGAACAAGAACAACAAAGAGAAUGUGGAGAAGGCUCAGGCUGAAGACCAGAAGCAGAAGCAGGAUCGCUACGUGAACGGUCUGAUAAAGGAGAUGGAGAGACUGAACGAGCAGAUCGCCCUGUACGAGGCCUUGACCAUUGACAAAAACAGGGAGACUCGGUCUGCGAAAGAGGCUCUUCUGGAGACAAAGAUAGAUUUGGAGUCCCUGGCGAUGGAACGCAAACAGCUGAUGCAGCAGUGGAACAACACGCUGGUUCACAUGAGAAAACAAGACGAGUCCUUCAGCGCGCUGUUGGAGACGCUCAGUAUGGUGGAGCAGCAGCUGAGCCUGCAGGACAGGGAACAGGAAGGCUUGAGGAAGCUCAUCACCCAGGAGCAGGAGCUGAACGAAUCCCAGACCUUGCAACUGAAACUGUCCCAGCUGCACUGCGCCACUGCCAGUCGAGCCAUCAUGCAGAAGCAGAUGGAGCUGAGAGCUCUGCAGACGACGUUCAGCACGUAUGUCCGCAGCACACGGGAGACGGAGAAGACCCUGAAGCGACUUAACAAGGAGGGUAGCAUGUACCAGUCUGAGCUGGUUGACCAGAGAAAGCAGCUGGAGAGGGCCAACGCCAAACGCCUGGAGUUGGAGAACAAGAUCAUGAACCACAUGCAGCAAAAUCUGACUCAUUCCAUGGCGGCCAAGUACUCCAAACUUCUCAUCGACAAGAUUGUCUCCAUGAAGGAGGACACGAACUUCCAACUGAAGCAGCUGGAGAAAGACAUUGAAGCCGUCGGCAUGGACGCAGCAGAGCUCAGCCAAACGCUUCAAAGCCUCACAAUGACACUCAAGACUCUGGAUGAUGAGGUUUCCAGGUGCCUCAAUACAGUGUCUGCAAACGAUUCCAAGAUGUUUUCCUGCAUGACCCUCAUCGAGCAGAAGCAGACCACCAUCACCAAUCUCAACAGGAAAAUUGGAGAGAUAGUUGCCAGGACUGGGGUGGAAGACCUCAGUCCUCUCCAAAUCAAGGUGGAAGCCAUAUUGGCGCAGAUAAAGGAGGUCACAGAUGUUAUUGAGAAUGACAACCUGGUCUGGACGAAAAGGCAGGAAACGCUCGUCGCUCUGAUGAGGGAGCUGCAGAUGAACAGCAAAGAGAUGCACACGAGGCAGACGCAGUACAGUGUUAGGAACCAGAAGAUCUUUUCUCUCGAGAAUCAAGUCAAGAUGGAGCAGGUGGAAGACCAAGAGUUGUCCAGUUCCACCAAAAUGCUGCAGGGAGACUUGCUGAAGCUCAACUGCCUACUGAACAAGAAUGGAGAGCGCAGCAUGGCCCUGGAGCAGGGGAACGCACUCAUGGAGUCGGACAUAGUUCACAAACUGAAGGUAGAAGAACGGGAGACCAUAGAAAUCCAGAUGAGAAAGGAGCGAACCCAGGAGGAAAAGGAAUCAUUACUUGGAAGUUUGCUGGAGGCUGAACCACAGGUUGUGCUGUGGGAGAAGAAGACGGAACUGGUUAAAGAAACUUUGAAUGUUGGGUCCGAAGUACAGACUGAAAUUCAGAUGAUGAAAACUGAGAUCCACCGCAUGGAGGUGCAUCUGAGCCAGCUGACAAAGCACCAGGAAUACCUGCUCAGCAAAAGCGAGGAAACAGCAUCAAAGUGGGGCUCCCUCAUCGAGCGUAAUGUCUCAAUGAUGCGAAUCUCUCAGAAGCAGAUGACCAGUGCUCGGCAAACCCUCGUCCUCAGCAGCAUGAAGCGCAAGCUCCAGGAAACUCACAAGGAUAUUGACAAUUUUGGGACUGCCGUUAGCGAACUGCAGAAGAGCCAUGUAAGUAUGAAUAACAGGCUUGAUCUGCGGAGACAACAACUGAAGGAGCUGCAGGCUGCCUGUGAUGCCCUUCAGCAAUCCUUCUCAGAUCUGCAGGACACCAAGGACAGAAAUCUCGCCCAGCUGGUGACGCUGCAGGGCUGGAAUAAGAGGCUGCAGAGUGUGUCUGCUGGCAAGUACAAAGCAUCAUCGGCUCGUGAUGCAGUGGACCAAGCUCUGCAGAGCCAGAAUGGGAAAGUGGGUUCCACAAGUCUCCUGUUAACACAUGUUCUCAAAGAGUUCCCCCAACAUCUGGAAGUCCUCCGCAAACCAACACAAAUGCUGAAAGGAUGCUCACAAGCCCUGGAGUUGGAACCAUGCUAGGGAACAGAAGUGUCUCAUCUGAACCUUUUGUAGUCUGCGACCAAGCCUGAUGCUUGGUUACACUGAAAAUACCAAAAUACCAUUGCACAGACUGGCAGGCAAACUGGAUUGUCGACAGGGUUUCCUGCUGCGCCUUAUUGUCAAAGAGCAACUAUUUACUGAUUGGAGUGUCUUUUAAAAUGGUAGUGGAUCCCUAUUGUAAUAUGAUAUUAAAGAUUUACAUAAGAAAAUAUGCAUGAGCCCCAUCAAAAACACUUGAAUUGGACCAGUACACUGACUUUCUGAGAAUGGUUUUGACUUUUCUUGUGAUGAACUGUUAACUUCAGAAACAUAAGGAAACUUAACACACAUCAAUCUGUGCCACAAUGACAAAUGUACAGCAUCUUGCUUUGAAUGAAGAUGGAAGGGAGGUCUGGCACCUAAUAUUUUCCUGCUUCUUAAAUUAUUGUCAAAAAUAAAAAGAUUUCUAUCAAUCCAUCCUCAAUUCCACAAAUGUAUUUUGGUAUCUUGACGGAAAUUUAUUCAAGCCCCUUCGUGGCACAUCGCACCCCUCCUCAAGCCAGCAGUGAAACAGCUCAUCCAACCUGCAACAUCAGUCUGGCACACUACAUUCACCAAAAAUGCUUUGAUGAAAGAUUGCAGCAUACCUGCUUCUC
Molecule: messenger RNA, 3546 nt
Organism: Synchiropus splendidus (mandarinfish)
Lineage: Eukaryota; Metazoa; Chordata; Actinopteri; Syngnathiformes; Callionymidae
Product: coiled-coil domain-containing protein 40-like
Exons: 18
Coding region: 116-2890 (924 amino acids)
Biological process (GO): axoneme assembly; heart looping; epithelial cilium movement involved in determination of left/right asymmetry
Cellular component (GO): cytoplasm; cilium
Source: RefSeq, a predicted model, not a curated record